AUGUAUAUCGACACUUCCAAGCUCGCUACUGUGGCUCUUGCCACCAUCCUCUCCGCCAACUCCGUCAUCGGUGCGCCAAUCGCUGGACGCUCUUCCAACUUGUUGACCCGUGACCCCCGUGGCUCUUCCGGCCACAAGGCCAUGAACGGACUCGAUGUCGCUGGCAACCUGGUCG
Messenger RNA from Aspergillus glaucus CBS 516.65, 175 nucleotides. RefSeq lists its product as uncharacterized. NCBI's taxonomy places the organism in Eukaryota, Fungi, Ascomycota, Eurotiomycetes, Eurotiales, Aspergillaceae. The record is from RefSeq and is a predicted model, not a curated record. The annotation marks the transcript as partial. The transcript has a single exon.